CAGCCGAUCGCCGAGCGGGAAAGGGAAACUAGCCGAGCGCCGAGGUUGCCCAUCGGGGGACUUCGGCCCGGAGACGGUGUCGGUGAGGCGGCGGCUGGACGGAGAGGACAACCGAGAUGUGGCUGCUCGGGAGCGGACUCCCCUGCGCUGCCCUCGCCCCGAGGAGCCUUACGAGGCUGGUAGCGGAGGGCAAAUCGGUGUUUGGAAACCAGUUGAAAAUGUCAAGUUCAAAUUCACUGCCGGAAGCCCAGAUGGGACAUUUUCAAGAGGGACCAGAUUUGAAAGAUUUUAUAUCUGGGGAACUUUCGGACAAAACCAAGUGGGCAGAAUAUAAAGGCAAUUUAAAGCGUCAAAAAGGAGAAAGGUUACGGCUUCCUCCUUGGUUGAAAACUCAGAUCCCCGUUGGCAAAAAUUAUAAUAAACUGAAGAACACGUUGCGCAAUUUAAAUCUACAUACGGUGUGCGAGGAGGCCAGGUGUCCGAACAUCGGCGAAUGCUGGGGAGGAGGAGAAUAUGCUACUGCUACAGCCACAAUCAUGCUAAUGGGGGACACAUGUACGAGAGGCUGUCGCUUCUGCUCGGUGAAGACGUCAAGAAGUCCUCCUCCGUUGGAUCCCGAGGAGCCGUAUAACACUGCAAAAGCAAUUGCAGAAUGGGGACUGGAUUAUGUUGUAUUGACCUCCGUAGACAGGGAUGAUCUUUCCGAUGGAGGCGCCGAACACUUUGCGAAGACCGUCUCGCACUUAAAGGAAAGGAAUCCCAACAUUCUGGUGGAAUGCUUAACGCCGGACUUCCGAGGGGACCUGGAGGCGGUGGAGAAAGUGGCUUUGUCUGGAUUAGAUGUCUAUGCUCACAACGUGGAGACCGUUCCCGAAUUGCAGAGCAAAGUUCGUGAUCCACGAGCAAAUUUUGAGCAAUCCGUUCGCGUUUUGAAACGUGCUAAGGAAGUUCAGCCAGAUGUGAUUUCUAAAACGUCGAUCAUGCUUGGCCUGGGGGAGACCGACGAACAGUUGUACGCCACCCUGAAAAGAUUACGCGAAGCCGAUGUGGAUUGCUUGACCCUGGGGCAGUAUAUGCAGCCAACAAAACGGCAUCUAAAGGUGGAAGAAUAUGUGACUCCGGAGAAAUUUAAACAUUGGGAGAAAGUUGGAAACGACCUUGGAUUUCAUUAUACAGCUAGUGGACCUCUUGUGCGUUCUUCUUACAAAGCAGGUGAAUUUUUCUUGAAGAACUUAAUCCAUAAGAGAAAGAAGAAGGACGUUUGAUGCAUCCAAGACCAAGAAGAGUCCCUUCCCUUGUGUUCUAUACGGCAACAUCAUGGAUAAACCCAAUUAAAACAACUUGGAAGCCUUUUGUUGCUUUGUAAAAAAGAAAAAAGAAUACAAAAUAUUUUAUUUGUUCCUUGGACCCUGAUAUUGUACAAAAAAUAUCACUCGUUAGCCAAUAAGCGGCGUUCAAACCCAUCAAGAAAAACAGAGGUAGAAUGAGACACAUACAUUAAGGAAUCGAAGAUGGAUAUGCAUUUUUUUCACUCGCUCAUCAGUAAUCACUGUUUGCUCUGCGUUAGCCCACAUCACGUUGCUAACCGUGACAAUUUUCGGUGACAAUCCUACUCAUGAGGAAUUGUCGGUCAUGAUCCCCGUUUGCAUAAAACACAGUAAAAUGACGUUUCUCGUUGGCUUUAAAUAGGGUUAAAAGCAUCUGUACCGUAAAUGAUAUUCUUGAUUAAACUGUUGGAUUGAAGCUCA
This is a messenger RNA of Ahaetulla prasina, 1748 nucleotides long. It is a transcript of the gene LIAS, whose product is annotated as lipoic acid synthetase. Gene Ontology annotation, cellular component: mitochondrion. The record is from RefSeq and is a predicted model, not a curated record. Lineage: Eukaryota; Metazoa; Chordata; Lepidosauria; Squamata; Colubridae. The transcript has 11 exons. Gene Ontology annotation, biological process: lipoate biosynthetic process. Gene Ontology annotation, molecular function: 4 iron, 4 sulfur cluster binding; lipoate synthase activity. Bases 117 to 1265 code for a protein of 382 amino acids.